Molecule: messenger RNA, 5849 nt
Organism: Pecten maximus
Lineage: Eukaryota; Metazoa; Mollusca; Bivalvia; Pectinida; Pectinidae
Product: tyrosine-protein kinase JAK2-like
Exons: 23
Coding region: 578-5506 (1642 amino acids)
Biological process (GO): peptidyl-tyrosine phosphorylation; cytokine-mediated signaling pathway; cell differentiation
Cellular component (GO): cytosol; cytoskeleton
Molecular function (GO): ATP binding; cytokine receptor binding; non-membrane spanning protein tyrosine kinase activity
Source: RefSeq, a predicted model, not a curated record
UCAGCCUAUCUAGCAUAUAAGAUCAAGUGAUGCAACUCCGGACCUCCCAUUUGACACAAACGCAUAUGUGAUUAUGACUGAAAAAGAAACCAAAAGUAGAUUCAGGGGAAGCAGGAAGUCUAUUUAUAGUUACUUGGUCACCAAAAUACAUUUACCUUUUCCGAGAAUCUAACAAUUAGAUAUAUAUUAUAGCAAUUCUUCGAAAGGCCAACUACAACAUGAUGGUGACCACGGACAUUGUUUCUGAAUUCGACUGAUGGAUUAAAUCUGUCGAGAAGCUUCAUUUUUCUGUUGUAACGCCACCAAGAACUGCGGAGGAAACGGAGAAAUAUGCUGAAUUGUGCUUUUAAAUUUCAUUGAGAAUUUAUAAAUUCAGACUGUCAGUUGUGCGCAGGUGUGCAACCUUAUAACAAUAUUAAGGAAGUUUCAUCCAGCCAGAAACACAGACUUUAUCAAGAUUGAGAUACAGGUAUGAAAUUGAACAGCACUUUGAAAAUAUCUCCAGGACAAGAAACAGACAUGAUGAUCCACUAAGUCCCGAUUUUACCAAAACCUUGCUGCAUUCUGGAAAAUACAGAUGUCUGGAUCUGGCCAUACUUUACUGCUGGGAAGUGCCAGUGGUACAACUUUAGACAGUGGUACAACUUUAGGCAGUGGUACAACUUUAGGUACAACUUUAGACAGUGGUCAGAUGGGGUGUUUGCUGUCAAGAAAUUCUUCAUGUGAAGUCCCAGAUGUGUCGGAACAGCCAAUUCUGGUAACAGUUCAUUUGCAUGGAGGAUUCUCCGAAUGUCUCCGGAUGGAAGACACAACCAGGUCUGUUGAGGAAAUUAUUAGAAAAUUGCUUAGCAUUCACUAUCCCACUGUUGGACCAGCGGCCAUUCAUUUGUUUGGAUUUGCUUUGCUGGACAUGAGAAAAAAUGACCGCUUCAUCUGGAAAAGUCCAAGGUGCUUGAUGAAAGACCUACAAGGGCAAAUGAAAAACAAUGCAAAUUUGAAGUUGUAUGUGCGUGUAAGGUUUGUGCCAGCUAAAGACAGACUGUCAAAGUUGAAAGUUUUUGGAAAUGAUGUGAUAAAAUAUUUGUACCAUCAGUUAAGAGAGGAUCUUCUCAGCGAACGAAUCAGGCACAUUUAUGGGUCACGGAAUCAACUGACCUCAGCAAAAUGUCGGGGGUUGGCAGUGUUGAACCUAUUGAUCGACAGCCGUCUCAAGAAAAAACCUGUUGAAAUUAUUUUGGAACAGCACAAACUGAAGGACUUCCUACCUCCGAGUGAAUGUGUGGCAUUUUUGAAAAAGAUGAAACUAGAAAAAAAUAUGAAAGAUCAUGUAAGGAAAUUUGACCAAAGUCAUCCUGAGAAUAGUACAGACAUAGAGGAACUGAUGACUGGGUAUAUACGCGACAUCCUCAAGGAAAUACUCGACUAUAGUGUCGAACAGUAUGACGCUAAGGUCCUGGACAUGACUCAAAACAAACGUGUUCCAAAAAGAAUUCUUGUGGACAUUCAUCACAAUCCUUCGGGGGUUUUCAUUGAUGGUAUGCCAUUUUCAGAAAUUGAAGAGCUUUGUUCUGCUAGCAUUACUCCCAGUUACGAUUCUAAUGCCUGGAAUGUCCAUCUUGAUCGUACCAAUGGGAGGCCAGAGGUGCUGGAGUUUGAGAGUGAGGAAGUUGCAGAGUCAUUUGUGUCCUGUUUAGAUGGAUACUACCGCCUCAUCCACGACUUUUACUUCAGUUUAUGCAGUAAUAUGGAGCCACUGUCUUUACAGUCGCUCAGGCGAAUCAAAUCCUACGGACCUAUCGAGACCUCCAGUGCAAUAGAGAAACUAACCUUGAAGAUGGAUGACCAAGAAAGCUUUUAUCUGUGUAAGCAGGACAUCAACAGCUUUGACAAAUUCAUCCUCGCGUACCCACUUAGAGGUCAAAUCAUGACAGAAGUCGUACAACGAGAGAGUGGCGUCUUCUACUUGCUGCGAGACAAUGAGAAAUCAUUCCAGGAUCCCGGCCGACUAGUGCCUCACCUUUUACAGACAGAGCAUAACAACAUCCUGUCCAACAAUAUGAGGCGUCUGAAACCCAAUGUUGAAGCUUGUGGUGUGUUAAAGAGGUUGUUUAUGGAAGAGAAGGAAGCCAUUCUUGAUGAGGACAAGCAGCAGAAAGACGAGCGGAUGUUGUCACGGCAACCAGUUAUAAUCCCUGAAUCCCAUCUUAACAUAAAAAAGCUUAUUGGGAUAGGUAAAUUCACAGAGGUACAUGAAGGUACUUACAAGGAAAGUCAAUCUGUGGCCAUCAAGUGUCUCCGGACAAAAACCUCCCCUUACCAGCUGUAUAACUGCCUGGAGCCAUUUCUUUAUGCUCUGCGACAACACAUGAAAUUCUCUGAAGUACAGGAACCUAACUUUUUCGCUGGAGUUCUGGGGGUUUGUAUGACCAUGCCAAUGAAAAUUGUCAUGGACUACGCCAAGGAGGGAUCAUUGUCUCAUUUCUUCUCAAAUCGACGAACAGAUCAGCCAAUCUAUAUGCGCCAUCUUGUUUAUGCUGCGACACAAGUUGCCCAGGGGCUUUUUCAGCUGGAGGAAAAGAAUCUUCACCAUGGUAACAUCUGCUGCCAGAAUAUCCUGGUGUACCGUUACGACAUCAGUGAAAUCAUCGUGAAGAUAGGAGAUCCUGGUAUGAUACAAGUGUACGAAACUCCAUCCAUGGCCAACAACGAGAAAGUCAACAAGAAGAGGUUUCCGUGGAUUGCCCUAGAACUCUUUGCCAACAAUCCCAGCUGUGCCAACAUAAAAUCUGACAUAUUUGCUUUUGGCACAACAAUUUGGGAAAUGUUCGCUCUGGGAGACAACCCCAUUGACAAGCCACCAUUGUCAUCAAUGUCAUUUGAAAAACAAAUGAAGUUCUACCGAGAAUCCGAGAGCCAAUUACCCAUUAAUGAAGGACUGAGGGUAAUGUCUAAUGAUUCCAUCCAUAUCAAAAAGUGUAAGAUGGCCAUGUCAGACCUGAUCCAGAGAUGUAGAGUUCCCUCCCCUGAUGACCGCCCCACAGCCAAGGAGCUUGUGCGGGAUCUGAACACUUUAACUGCAUCGUAUGCUAAUGAAUACCAUGACUAUGAUCAAAUCAUGGAUGAAGAUUACCCAAUUUGGUCAGAUGCAGAAACUUCAGAAAUGUCACGUAACCUUGACAGCGAUGAAGAAGUCCCGGAUAUCCCACAAAGUUUUCCAACUCCGGAAUUUGAGGAGAUCAGACCCAGCAAUCAACAGUUCAAAUCCCAAAAAGACAUGACUGUGAUGCCCGUACCCGACUUGCAACAGAUAAGUCCAAGACAACCUGGUCCUGUCCCCUCUAGACCCUUCAAUGGCCCACCUCCUAAUAGACCUCUACCACAGCACCCUGCUAUGGAAAAUCCAGCCAUGAUCAGGAGAAGUCAACUAGAUAUCUCCUCAGUGACUAUUGGAGAGGGACAUUAUGGGAUGGUGAAGAAAGGCUGCCUGAAACGGUUCAAUGAUCACAAGCUUCCAAUAGCUGCAAAAUGUUUAAAAGGCAAUGAAUACGAAUCUGUCCUUCAGAGUCAGGAAUUCAAACGGGAAGCCACAAUGAUGGAAGCGCUCAAUCAUCCCAACAUUGUUCAUUUCUACGGCAUCUGUAACAAUAUGAUCAUUAUGGAGUAUGUUGACAAUGGUGCUAUGAGUGUAUUCCUGAGAGAACAGAGGAAGAGUAACAACUGUCUGUCUGCAAACAAAUUAAUGAAGAUUAUGUUGGACAUUGCAGAGGGAAUGAAAUACAUGUCAGGCCAGAGGAUCAUCCACUCUGAUCUCGCUGGGAGGAAUAUUUUAAUGACAAAAGAUCUGCAUGCAAAAAUCUCUGAUUUUGGACUAGCCAGAUACUUGAGUAAAGGGAAAGACUAUUACCGUCGAUCCAAGGAAAAGGAACUCCCAGCCUCUUGGUGCUCACCUGAGGGUCUGACGACAUUGAAAUUCACAACGGUUGGAGAUGUAUGGAGUUACGGUGUUGUUUUGUGGGAAGCAUUCACACAUGGAAAGCGGCCGAGCUACGGUAAGGAUUUAAGACAACUUGCCCAGCGACUUUUUGACGGAGAGAGACUUGAACGACCAAACGGAGAAGAGGGGUGUCCUGAUCAGGUAUGGGACCUGAUGAAAUGGUGCUGGAAGUACACACCAAAUGAGAGGCCAUCAUUCCAGGAAAUCGCAAAUGAAUGCAUUGAAAUUUUAAAAGAAAUACGACUGGACACUGAUAGUGAGGAGAUACAGCCCGAUCCCAAUUUACAACAACAAGAUGGAGUUCCUCCAAGCCGACUACCAACCCCUGUCGCCGGAGUAAUCCCCCCUGUCAUACCUGGAGUUAAUGCCCUGGAGACUACUCAAGUACCUGUGCCAGGAGGACAAGAUUCUGUGAUUGGCUCUAACAUCCGUACCAAUUUACCAUCUAAUAAUAUUCCACAUCAAAAUGGCAUAGUAAUUACCUCCCCUGAAUUAAACAGGAACACAAUACAGUGUUCACAAGGUGCCAGCUUACCUACUUCACCUAACUCACUUAGAACUAAUCUACACAACAGCCGAGUUCCUCUCAGUCCUGUGGGCCAACCAUUUGACAGAGAAUUACCAAGGAAACCUAGAGAUGAUUUCAGCUUUCUUCUUGUCAAGAAGGAACUGGAGGUCAAUAGGGCAGACAUGCUUGGACAAGGUGAAUUUGGCUUUGUGUACAAGGGACAGUACAGGCAGAAAGAGGUCGCUGUAAAGGUGAUAGAAGAAGGUCACCUUAACAAGUACAACGAGGAACUCUUUUGGGAGGAGGUUGAUGUGUUUGGAAGAGCUUGCCACCCUAACAUUGUCACAUUUCUUGGAUUUGUCAGAGAUACCCACAUGCUCGUAAUGGAGUUUGUGCCCAAGGGAUCUUUAUCCAUGUACUUAUCUAACUGUAGUAAAGGCGAAGCAACACUUUCUCUUCGUCAGAAUCUCGGAAUCAUGACUGACAUUGCCUCGGGAAUGCAGUAUCUUGUCCAGCAAAAUAUCAUUCAUUGUGAUUUAGCAGCCAGGAACAUCCUGUUAAUGGACAACAUGAUGGCUAAAAUCUCGGACUUCGGCCUCUCCAAAGCAUUGUCUAAAGAUAAGGACUAUUACUGCCGUGGCUCCCAAAAGAGGAUGCCAUGUUGGUGGUGUGCCCCGGAAGUGCUUCUCUAUCGACGCCUCACACACCAGAGUGAUGUGUGGAGUUACGGUAUUGUGACGUGGGAGAUCUUUACUCUAGGGGAAACCCCUAACAUCUGUGAGGUUGGUGGUAAGGACAUCAAGGAUCUCAUACACAUCGGCCUCAACCAUAUGGAGAAAGGGUUCCGCCUUAAGAAAGAGAAGACAAAAAAUUGUCCAGAUGAUGUUUAUGAAUUGAUGAUGAAAUGUUGGGCUUGGGAGGCCAGAGAUCGGCCACAAUUCUCCUUUAUAUAUCAAGAGUGUCUAUCAUUUCUGAAAAAGUAUGGAGAGACUAUUCAGCAGUAACAAGCAAUCAUCAUGUAAGUCGUCAUGUAAGUCGUCAUGUAAGUCAUCAUGGAAGUGUGGGACAGCUAGGUUGUCAUGGAACGAGGUUUAUGUGACCAGAUGGGCUGCAACACAAAAUAGUGGUUCAGAUGGAUGAACCUUAAAGUAAACGACAGGGAUGGAUUGCAACACAGCCAGUCCUCAAACAAUAUUCAGCAUGUCCAAAUCAAUGAUUCUAGCCUCACCUAUCCAAAAAGAGACAUCACAUUAUCUGAUAGGUUUUUUUUGUUGUUGUUGUUGUUUUUGGGGGGGGGGUUGCAGAUUUUUUCAGAAACAAGGGUUGUUAGAUAUGUAUUUUAAGAAA